Messenger RNA from Drosophila miranda, 1339 nucleotides. RefSeq names its product regulator of chromosome condensation-like. Gene Ontology annotation, cellular component: cytoplasm. The record is from RefSeq and is a predicted model, not a curated record. NCBI's taxonomy places the organism in Eukaryota, Metazoa, Arthropoda, Insecta, Diptera, Drosophilidae. The transcript has a single exon. Gene Ontology annotation, molecular function: guanyl-nucleotide exchange factor activity. Bases 170 to 1255 code for a protein of 361 amino acids.
CAAAUCCAAGGGCAUAUUGCAAUUUUUUGCUUUCGAAAACACUUAUUCUGAUAAUUCUGAUUUCUAUUUUAGAAGAUUUUUUUAGAAGCAACAUUUUCGAUUUUAGUGAUCAGUAACCUCAUAUUUAUUUUCAAAUAUUACAAUCUUUAUCGUAACGAAAACGAAAAUAAUGAUUAAGCGCAGAGUCUCAAUGCGAGACUUUUGUCUGGAACUACCCAAGCGACGGCAGUCCAUAGGGAGCGUCCUGGCCUGCGACACGUCUGACCGUCUCACGGAGAUACAGAACAUCCCUGAUCCCGUUGAUGUGUCUGUGGGUGGGCAGCACUCUCUGGUGCUGACGCAGAAUGGGGAUGUCUACUCAUUUGGCUGCAACGGCGAGGGCGCUCUGGGCAGGAGUACCAGUUCCAGUGAGCCAGGCAGCGAGUCCUUGCCCGCCUUGGUCGAUCUACCGGGCAAGGCCCUGUGCAUCACUGCAGGCGGCUCGCACUCGGCCUGCCUGUUGGCGAAUGGCAGCGUUUACGCGUGGGGCUCGUUCCGCCUCACGAUCGAUGGCAUUGCACUGAAACCCACUCAGAUCUUGGCCGGCACAGAGUGCUGCAGCAUUGCCUCAGGCAGGAAUCACUUGGUAGUUCUAUCAACUCGCGGCAAGGUCUACACAAUGGGCUGCCCCGAGCACAGACAGCUGCGGAGCAUCCCAGAGCGCUCAGUGCUCCGCCCAAAUCAAAUAAGUAUCCGUUCCGCCAAUCCUUUCAAUGCCAUUUGGGCCACAAACACCUGCUGUUUCCUGCGUGAAUCGCAGACGGAAACCAUCUGGGCCGUUGAUCUGAACAACUGCCAGCAAUUCGCGCCAAUCAAGACAACCCUCAAGGACGUCACUCAGAUUGCUGGUGGGGAUCACCAUACCUUGAUGCUCCAAGAGAAUCGCCUAUACUUUGUCGUUGGGCUGGGCGAAACCAGUACCGAAAUCGUGCUCGUCAGGAAUCUGGAGUGCAGCAACAUUGUUUCUGUGGCUUGUGGAGACGUUUGCUCCUUUGCCAUCACCGAGGAUGGUCUUCUGUAUUCCUGGGGCACGGACUCCAGACUCCAGCUGGGAAUGGCCGGCAAGGAUGAUCAACCGAUCCGUGUCAUCAGCCGGAAUACCGCCAACAAAAAAAUACUCCUAGUAUCUGCGGCGGCACGGCAUGCUCUGUUCCUCGCCCAGGGUAUUCCAUAUGUAUUUAAUUCUCUGAAAGACUCUCUUCUUGCCUUUUCAUAGACAAAUUAUAAAAAAUUAUUAUGGGCAGGCACACCACAUACACAUUUAUUUUCUUCUCCUUCUCCCAUUUUUCCUUCUUUUUUU